ACGCACGCACUGGCUAGUUCAAUAGCCUGAUAAUACAACCCUAGCUAGCUCUCUCUCUCUCUCUAUGUGUGUGUGUGUGUGAGUGUGAGUAUGAGUGUGGGUUUUUGAAAUAAGACUUAAGCAUACAGAAGAUUUAGGACUAUCGUGUAUAUGAGUUUACCGGGAUUUCCUGCUCCUAUCAUGAGUUUAUUUCCUGGCUCCCCCUCCUUCUGCAGUUGAUGAUUCUCCAGCUGGUUUGGAGAUGACGGACAGCGUCAGGGCCUUCCUCCGCAAUGUUGCGACGGGGAUGAAAGAUUCUAUUCUGGGGAUCGCGACGAUCACGAAGCUCGACGCUCGAAUCCAGCAGAAAAGGGAAGAGCAGCGGAGGCGCCGAGCGAGCGGCCCACUGGCACUGAGACGGGCGCAGAGUCAGGACCGUAAACAUGAGAACGAGCCCAAAUUAGCAAGUAGGAUUUUUCAGUGUUGUGCCUGGAACGGAGGCGUGUUUUGGCUAAGUCUGUUUCUUUUCUACCGAGUGUUUAUACCACUGCUCCAGACUGUCACAGCUAAAAUUAUUGGUGAUCCGUCGCUGCAUGGAAAUGUGUGGUCCUGGUUGGAGUUCAUCCUGACGUCAGUGUUCAGUGCGCUCUGGGUUCUCCCUCUGUUUGUGCUCAGCAAGAUCGUCAAUGCCAUCUGGUUCCAGGACAUUGCCGAUCUGGCUUUUGAAGUAUCCGGACGCAAGCCUCAGCCUUUCCCAAGUGUGAGCAAGAUUAUAGCAGACAUGCUCUUCAACCUCCUUCUCCAGGCCCUCUUCCUCAUUCAGGGAAUGAUUGUGAGUCUGUUCCCCAUCGAUGCGAUCGGUCAGAUGGUCAGCCUCCUGCACAUGUCUCUGCUCUACUCGCUCUACUGCUUUGAAUAUCGCUGGUUCAACCACGGGAUCGAGAUGCACCAGAGGCUGUCGAACAUCGAGAGGAACUGGCCGUAUUACUUUGGCUUCGGUCUGCCCAUGGCUCUGCUGACUGCACUGCCAUCUUCAUAUAUCAUCAGUGGCUGUCUCUUCUCCAUCCUGUUCCCGCUCUUCAUCAUCAGCGCCAACGAGGCCAAGACCCCUGUGAAGCCAUACUAUUUCCAGCUGCGUCUCUUCUCCCUGGUGGUCCUGAUCAGCAACAAGCUCUUCCACAAGACGGUUCAUCUGCAGACAUCUCUGAACUCCUCGAGCUCCACGGAGAAACUCGUGUCUCCUCACGCAUCCCCGAUCCGCCACAAAGCUCCGCCCUCUCAGUGACCUCAGGCGCUCUGCAGACAGGAGUUUGAUUUGCGUUCUUUGUGUUUAAAUGCAUUUGAAUGUUUUUGCAGAGGAUUGACCAGGCUUCAUUUUAACUGUGAAUGACAAGCAUGUGGGAUCGGACAGAGCUGUGUCUCGACAGUGGCGUUCUGUUGGACUGAUUUUUGUACCAAUUGAGUGCCAUUUAGGUGAUUUUAUAGAAACUACAGCACAAAAACAUUUUAAUUUAACCACGUCGCCCCGGUCACUGUCCUCUUUUUACCUGGCCUUGUGAUUUCAUUUAAUACCACAGCUAAUGAAUGCAUCUGAGUCGUGUUUGUGUCAUUAAUGAUAGAGCGAUGGAACAAAUGAAAAGUCCCUUUAAUCCACAAAAUCGUGUUACCUUCAUGCUUGCAUUCUUGUUUUAUUGUGUUCUCCCAACCUGUCAUUCAUCUUUUAAUAACAACACUUGAUUGAGAUCAGCUUAUUAUUGUGAUAGACUAAACAAGCUGCUCUUUUCUAUAUGAUCGGUCCUGUUUAAUAUAAAUUUAAAAAAGCUGGAUGCGGAACUCCAAUCAAAUCUGUCGGUGAUCAAUAUGAAAACGAGGCUUUAUGCUGCUGCUGUUCUCACAUCUGGAACUGACGUUAAGCUCAAUAAUGCCAUGUCCAAAUCUAUCCUUCACUACAGUCGCCGCCCCUCUUGUGAUAUUCAUAUAGACAUCGAUAUUCAUAUAGAUAUCGCAUAGGAAUCUCAACAGGUUACUAAUGUUUUACUGAAGCACAUACCGAGGCCCCGUCUCACUGUCAGCGAAUCCACUCGGGGAGAGAGAUGUGUGGUGUACUUCUUUUAGUUUUAUUGUUCUUGCUGGUUUUUUUGAAGCGGUAUGUCAUUAACGUAAGAAGUGAGUAGUGUUACAAAUCCAGGUUGAUAUUUGUGAGUGACCUUUUUUUUGUAAAAAGUAUUAAACCUAAUUUCAAUAAAUUUGGUCUGUAUAUACAAAUUUAAA
This is a messenger RNA of Pangasianodon hypophthalmus (striped catfish), 2250 nucleotides long. RefSeq names its product EI24 autophagy associated transmembrane protein (gene ei24). The record is from RefSeq and is a predicted model, not a curated record. Gene Ontology annotation, biological process: macroautophagy. Gene Ontology annotation, cellular component: endoplasmic reticulum. The transcript is spliced from 11 exons. The coding region runs from base 242 to 1264 and encodes 340 amino acids. NCBI's taxonomy places the organism in Eukaryota, Metazoa, Chordata, Actinopteri, Siluriformes, Pangasiidae.